Molecule: messenger RNA, 1472 nt
Organism: Photinus pyralis (common eastern firefly)
Lineage: Eukaryota; Metazoa; Arthropoda; Insecta; Coleoptera; Lampyridae
Product: serine proteinase stubble-like
Exons: 3
Coding region: 1-621 (206 amino acids)
Biological process (GO): proteolysis
Molecular function (GO): serine-type endopeptidase activity
Source: RefSeq, a predicted model, not a curated record
AUGUGUUUAGGUCAGGCUAUUAAACAUCUUACUUUCAGUUUAUUAACAUCGCAAAUACGCAUUCGAGUUGGAGAAUACGACUUUUCAAGUGUGCAAGAGGAUCUGCCGUAUGUUGAACGUGGAAUUGCUAAGAAAAUAGUUCAUCCCAAAUAUAACUUUUUCACUUACGAAUACGACUUAGCUCUUGUGAAGCUUGACAAAUCCUUGGAAUUUGCUCCGCAUAUUUCUCCGAUUUGUCUCCCCGCGUCUGAUGAUCUCCUUAUAGGAGAAAACGCUACCGUAACAGGAUGGGGAAGGCUUAGCGAAGGUGGAACGUUGCCUUCAGUUUUGCAAGAGGUACAAGUGCCCAUCGUUAGCAACGACCGCUGUAAAAGCAUGUUUUUACGAGCCGGAAGACACGAAUUUAUUCCUGAUAUAUUUCUCUGCGCCGGCCACGAAACGGGAGGACAGGAUUCGUGUCAGGGAGAUUCAGGAGGUCCAUUACAAGUUAAAGGAAAGGACGGAAGAUAUUUUCUAGCGGGUAUUAUAUCAUGGGGAAUAGGAUGUGCCGAAGCAAAUUUACCGGGUGUAUGUACGCGAAUAUCUAAAUUUGUCCCAUGGAUACUUAAAAAUGUAACUUAGAUUGUACCCAACAUUAUUUUAAAGCAUUCAAGAUUGUAUAUCAUUAGCUAUAAAGCUCUCUACAGUCAUAUCAGGUGAUAUAUUAUAUUAUUAAAGCUUAAUAUAGGUGUUAUUGCGAAAUUUGAAAGCAUAAGUAGUCAAUAUGAGCUCCUUAGAUGUCGUUUAUGAACUCAUAAUGGAAUUCCAUGCUGUUCUGUUAAUUUGUUCUCCAAGUGCAGUCUGCCAUGCCUGCAUUUAUUAGAGACGUGUUGUUCAUAAAUGGAUUACUCAAAUAGGAAAUUAAAAGCCAGAGCGCGUCCGCGUUGGGGCGCCUCGAUUAAACAUAAAAGGUUUUCUAUCUUCCGCUCGUAUCUGAAGAGUUUAUUGCGAAGAUUUAGGUUAUAACCGUUUGUAUUUUUGACGUCUGCGAGGAUGAGAAAUGCAAUUAAGUUAGAUUUAGGAUGUUCAAGAUAAGAAUGUUAAUAAAUAAGUCGUUCCUAUUUUUAAUGUUUAAAAAGCAAUUAACUCGCCGUGAAAAGUGUGAUCACCAAGUCAUUUAAUUUUAAGAUGUGCCUUAUGGCACGUAGUCAUAAGUCAAAAUGCACUAAACUGGAGUAUUUAUGCUACUCUCCUACAUAAAUAGUUAUGCUUUCGUAUAAUGAUAACGGAAUGUGUGAAGUGAUAAACAGUUUCAGCGUUGGACAUUUUCUGUUAAAGAAACUAUUCUUUAUUAGCGAAUAUAUUUGUCUAUUCAAACGGUGCUGUUACUCAUUAAGUACUGAAUUUAAAUGGUCUGUAUCUUUAUUAGCUAUAGUUUUGUAAAGUUUGUAUAUUGUAUCGUUUAUUUAUCAUUGUAAAGGAUCCAAAGAUAA